Molecule: messenger RNA, 1150 nt
Organism: Saccoglossus kowalevskii
Lineage: Eukaryota; Metazoa; Hemichordata; Enteropneusta; Harrimaniidae
Cellular component (GO): nucleus
Molecular function (GO): zinc ion binding; calcium ion binding
Source: RefSeq, a predicted model, not a curated record
ACAGACUCGAUUUGUUAUGAGGUUGACAUGACCUUGUAAACCUGUCUGAUAUUGAUGCAUGCAUUACGCCGUAAUGAUUACGAACUACGUCAUACCAUUGGCAGUAUAUAAAGUGGUGUGUGUGUGUGAGCCGUUUUACUACCAGACUCACAUCAACCCAUAGAGUAGUCCCUCGUGUCGUUCGCAUCUAAUUGAACAGUUUGUCCUGUCCGUUGCCAGGACUGGAUUGAAAGUCUGUCGUUGCAAUGGGUCCCAGGAAACUUGUUAUGUUAUUAGUAAUGGCUGUAAUUAUUUGUGGAAUUCACAACGCCGAUGGAUGGCGUCGACGCCGAAGACGAAGACGAAGCUGCCCGGUGAUAAACUGCACGGUCGGUGGUUGGAGUACAUGGACGCCUUGUUCGGCACCGUGUGGCAACGCGGGAACGCAGUCGAGGUCGCGUCCAAUUACGAUGCAAGCGCAAUGUGGAGGGUCCUGUCCUCAUGCUCUCCAAGUAAACCGACCAUGUAAUCGCGAUGGAUGUAACGGACACGGCACCCCAUUGUCAACUUCCUGUCAGUGUAACCCCGGAUGGACGGGAACCUGCUGCCAAAACGAUAUUAAUGAAUGCGCCGCUAAUAAUGGAGAAUGUACUCAUACAUGUCAUAACACCGCUGGUAGUUAUACUUGUUCAUGUAACCCUGGGUAUAAUUUGUCAAAUGGAAAGUCGUGUAUAGACAUUGAUGAGUGCUUGGAUAAUAGCAAUGUCUGCGGAACUUUACAAUGUAGCAAUACCCCGGGCAGUUAUAUAUGUUCCUGCCAUGUAGGAUACAUACAAGAUGGCAAUUCAUGCUAUGAUAUCGACGAGUGCUACAAUAACAGUCAUGGCUGUGCUCAGAUGUGUGAAAAUACUGAAGGCAGUUAUAAUUGCAUAUGUUCUACGGGGUAUCAACUAGCAGUUGAUGGACAUUCCUGUACAGAAAUAUGAUCACUAUAUUCGUCAACAAGACAAUGGACCAUAUGCAAUCAAAAAAAUGACUUGAUAACUUUCUAUGUUAUAAUUGACUGCGUUUAUUCGACACUACCAUAUAUCUUAUCUUAUAUUAUAUUGUAUUUUUAUAUUUUUACUAUGAACGCUUAAAUACUCAUCAUUAAUAAAUCAUUUAUAAGUGG